Molecule: messenger RNA, 846 nt
Organism: Momordica charantia (bitter melon)
Lineage: Eukaryota; Viridiplantae; Streptophyta; Magnoliopsida; Cucurbitales; Cucurbitaceae
Product: large ribosomal subunit protein uL22y
Biological process (GO): cytoplasmic translation
Cellular component (GO): cytosolic large ribosomal subunit; ribosome
Molecular function (GO): structural constituent of ribosome
Source: RefSeq, a predicted model, not a curated record
AGAUACUCGAAACUCUUCUUUCCGACUCUCUCGCUCGCUGGGGGACUCAAGUUGGUAGCAGAGGGGUGAAGAAGCAUCAGCCGCCAUGGUCAAGUACUCAAGGGAGCCGGACAAUUCUACCAAGUCCUGCAAAGCGCGGGGCUCUGACCUCAGAGUUCAUUUUAAGAAUACGAGAGAGACUGCUCAUGCCCUCAGGAAGUUGCCCUUGGCCAAGGCAAAAAGGUACUUGGAGGAUGUCCUUGCCCACAAACAGGCUAUUCCAUUUAGACGUUUCUGUGGGGGUGUUGGACGAACUGCUCAGGCAAAAAAUAGGCACUCAAAUGGACAAGGACGCUGGCCUGUUAAAUCUGCUAAAUUUAUACUAGAUCUGCUCAAGAAUGCAGAGAGUAAUGCUGAAGUGAAGGGUCUGGAUGUUGAUUCUCUCAUCAUCUCCCACAUUCAGGUGAAUCAAGCACAGAAGCAAAGACGUCGUACCUACCGAGCUCAUGGACGAAUUAACCCCUAUAUGUCAUCCCCCUGCCACAUCGAGCUUAUUUUGUCAGAAAAGGAAGAACCUGUCAAGAAAGAGCCUGAGACCCAGUUGGCAGCAAGUAAAGCCAAAAGAGGUCAAGUUCUCCGCAGUGGUGCUUCAUCUUGAUCUAUUUUUUAUUGUCAUUUUUCUUUCCGAUAGAGUUGGUUGCUUUCAUCAAUAUAGAAUGAGUUGUUCCGUAUCUAGUGGCCCCUAACUUUGUAAGUUUACAAAAACGUCGAUCUUGUUUUUUAGGAAUUCUUUUCUAAAUUUUGGAUUCUAUUCCUUUUAAUCGAGGAGUUAUAGAAAUCAAGACUUAUUUUACUUUUAUUUUUUAA